UGGAGCGUCCUUCAAGAUGAGCUGCAGUGUUAUAGUUUCUCAGUGCCUUGAAUUGCGCACACAUUGAUUUCGAUUUCAUCAAACACAGAAUCAAAGGUGGUUGGGUCCCAAUUCAAGCACCGAAAUCUUGAAAUUCAUGAAUUCCCCGAUAAUCAUGGCGUCUUUCUGUACUUCCUGUCAUGAGUUUGGAGUUAUAGCAUUACCAUCACCCGUUUUGCACAGUACAAAAACCUCAACUCUAAGUUUUUCCUUCUUCAUCUUCAUCUAUGGCGGCCGACGACGACCAGGGCGGCGAGGACUACUUGUUUAAGAUUGUUCUGAUUGGCGACUCUGCGGUGGGGAAAUCGAACCUCCUCUCGCGGUUCGCUCGGAAUGAGUUCGAUAACAAUUCCAAGGCCACGAUCGGCGUCGAGUUUCAGACGCAAGUGGUGGAAAUUGACGGCAAGGAGAUCAAGGCUCAGAUCUGGGACACCGCCGGCCAGGAGCGCUUUAGAGCUGUCACUUCAGCUUACUAUCGCGGCGCCGUUGGCGCCCUUAUUGUCUACGAUAUUAGCCGCCGGAGUAGCUUCGACAGCGUCAAGCGGUGGCUCGACGAGCUCGGCGUGCAUUGUGAUACGGCGACGAUAAGGAUGUUGGUAGGGAACAAGUGUGAUUUGGAGAACAUCAGAGAUGUGCAUGUUGGGGAAGGCAAGUAUCUAGCAGAAGAGGAAGGACUGUUCUUCAUGGAAACCUCUGCUCUUGAUUCCACCAAUGUCAAAACAGCCUUUGAGCUU
This is a messenger RNA of Cucurbita pepo subsp. pepo (vegetable marrow), 773 nucleotides long. The record is from RefSeq and is a predicted model, not a curated record. NCBI's taxonomy places the organism in Eukaryota, Viridiplantae, Streptophyta, Magnoliopsida, Cucurbitales, Cucurbitaceae.